This is a messenger RNA of Abrus precatorius (Indian licorice), 483 nucleotides long. RefSeq lists its product as uncharacterized. Lineage: Eukaryota; Viridiplantae; Streptophyta; Magnoliopsida; Fabales; Fabaceae. The record is from RefSeq and is a predicted model, not a curated record. The transcript has a single exon. Gene Ontology annotation, biological process: cytokinin biosynthetic process. The coding region runs from base 1 to 483 and encodes 160 amino acids.
AUGGAGCCACCUCAUGCCAUGUUGGGAGGUGCAGAGGAAUGCCACAGCAGUGAAUCUGGAUGGACCAUGUACAUUGGGUCCCCCGUAGAUGAGCAUGCUAAUUCUGAUUAUAAAGAGAAUGAUGAGAACCUGGAUUAUGAUUAUGAUUAUGAUUAUGAAGGCACUCAUGCUGAUCCUGAUGUUGAAAGUGACGAUUCAAUGGCUUCUGAUGCUUCUUCUGGACCAAGUUAUUAUGGAAUAAUUAAUCCAUUAGGGAAUGACUAUGAUGGCUUCACACAUUUUCAGCAAAAGGAGGAAGAGAAGGCAAAGUAUUGCUCAGAUCACAAGAGAGCUACAAGUAAAAAAAGUGAAAAUCGACUAGUGGAUAAAAGAGUGGAAAAGAAUGAGAUGGUUUUCAUCAAUGGCAAAGGUAAAGCUCAGGAAGUUCAGAACGGUGGCAACGUCAAGGCGAGAAAAACUCUUAGGGUGGGAACCAAAAAAUAA